Messenger RNA from Phalaenopsis equestris, 686 nucleotides. Its product is annotated as profilin-3. The record is from RefSeq and is a predicted model, not a curated record. Gene Ontology annotation, cellular component: cell cortex. Bases 122 to 517 code for a protein of 131 amino acids. Lineage: Eukaryota; Viridiplantae; Streptophyta; Magnoliopsida; Asparagales; Orchidaceae. Gene Ontology annotation, molecular function: actin monomer binding. The transcript is spliced from 3 exons.
GUUGAGGGUCUCUCUCCCCUGUCCUUCAAAACCAUAUUUAAGGCCACAACAGCCGAGGCGAGGGAGGGAGGAAGAGAAGCUAAGGAGCAUUGGAGAAGGCGAAGAGGAUCAGAGAGGGAGAAUGUCGUGGCAAACCUACGUCGACGAGCACUUGAUUUGCGACAUUGAGGGCCAGCGGCUAACGGCGGCGGCAAUCAUGGGCCACGAUGGCAGCGUUUGGGCACAGAGUGCUUUGUUUCCUCAGUUCAAGCCAAGCGAAAUCUCUGCUAUAAUGAAUGACUUCAACGAACCAGGAUCCCUUGCACCCACUGGCUUGCAUCUCGGGGGUACAAAAUACAUGGUGAUCCAGGGGGAGCCUGGAGCUGUAAUUCGCGGAAAGAAGGGAUCAGGAGGCAUCACUAUUAAGAAGACCAACCAGGCCCUGAUAAUUGGCAUCUAUAAUGAGCCCAUGACCCCUGGACAGUGUAACAUGGUCGUCGAAAGGCUGGGUGACUAUCUCCUUGAUCAGGGCCUCUAACUCUAUUUUUCAAAAAUAAAAAAAUAUAAAAAUAAAAUAAGAAAUAUUUCUGCAACAUUCUUAUAAGAGUUUAUACUUGAUAUGUCAUAUAGAUGGCAGAUGGAUCUCCAUAUGUUGUGUGUUGGGAUUUGGUUUUCUGCCCAUUUUAUUUAUUUAUUUUUUAAGCAAA